AUGAUAUCCUGGAAGCGUGUCGUAACGCUCGCGCUGCUCGGUACACGAGCCGUAAAGGCUCAGAAAUACCUGGGCAGAGCUGCUAUCGCACUGAUCAAGCUCCCCGCCGCCUCCGAGUCCCCGGACGGCGAGUAUCGCGGCAUGAUCCUCGUCAACCCGGGAGGACCUGGCGCUUCUGGCGUUGAACUGGCCUUGUACAAUGGUUCCACUAUCCAAUCUGUGGCCGGCUCAAAUUACGACGUCGUAGGCAUUGACCCCCGAGGCGUCGGACUCACUGAGCCGCGACCCAACUGUUCCGCAGGCAUACUGCUGCCCCGGGACGAAGUUCUUUCUCGACGAGAUGUCCCUCGGUUCGUCGAUAGGUACUACCAGGAGUUCAUCGACUUUGGCAAGGAGCUCGGCGAGCGAUGCCAGGCACAGGCCGGUGCCGAUACCGAAGCCGGUCCGCACAUGACCAGCGCGGUCACCGCUCGCGACAUGGUCAGCGUCGUGGACACCUUUGCUGCAACUCCCGACGGCGAGCGUGCAGCUCUGAACUCCAGCCUGCUGAACUACUACGGCAUCAGCUACGGUACGUUCCUGGGCCAGACGUUCGCGUCCAUGUUUCCCGACAGAGUCGGUCACCUCGCCAUCGACGGACAAGUUAGCCCGGAGGGGUUCCAGUCAAACUUCACUUCGAACAGCGUCAACCACAUCGACGGCGUUUUCGGGGCCUUCUUCGUGUACUGCCACGCCGCCGGGCCUGCCUGUACCUUUUACAGUGGAAGCACGGCGAUGGACAUCUUCGAGAGGUGGAACGCUUCGUUCGUGCAGCUCGAGGCACGAAGGGCAGAGGUCGAAGGCUGGUCGAACGCCACGGAGAUCGCCUCGGCACUGGAAACAUUAAAAUAUGUCAUUCUCGACGCGGCGGUUGGGCCGAUGGGCGGGUUCGUCAGGGCUGCGGAUGCCUUCGUAGACUUGGAGAAGGCUCUUGCGUCGGGCUCUCUUUCAACUUGGACAGAGAAUACCAACCUGGUGUUUAACUUCAGGGGCAUCGAGGGUUAUUCAAGUGGGAACCCCGAACAAUCUCUUGGUGUCAUAUGCUCGGACCAGAGCAAUGUUUUGUACGGGAAGUCGCUGGAGGAUAUUCAACCUCUCAUCCUCGACCUACAAGACCAAAGCAUUGUUGGAGAUAUCUGGACGACGGCGAUGCUUGGGUGCCUCGGAUGGCCUAUCAAAUCCAACGACGUGUUCCGCGGGCCGUAUGGGGGCAACACCUCCCACCCGCUACUAUUCAUCAGCAACACUUUCGAUCCCACCACACCCAUCGACAACGCCAUCGCAAGUAUCCCGAACUAUGUCAACGCUCGGAGUCUCACUGUCGACAACAUGGGUCAUAGCGUUGCAGCAUCCGGGGCCAACUUCUGUGCCUACGGCGCCAUUCGAUCCUACUUCCAGGAUACAAUGUGUGGCAAGGAGCACUACUGCCCAGUUGAAACAGGACCGUUUGGCGUUUUGCUGAACGGCACCAUCCAGCAGAACCUGGAAGCGGCAGGGCUCUCCAACCUACGCAGCUUGUACUGA
Molecule: messenger RNA, 1563 nt
Organism: Colletotrichum higginsianum IMI 349063
Lineage: Eukaryota; Fungi; Ascomycota; Sordariomycetes; Glomerellales; Glomerellaceae
Product: Alpha beta hydrolase fold family
Exons: 4
Coding region: 1-1563 (520 amino acids)
Source: RefSeq, a predicted model, not a curated record